This is a messenger RNA of Penicillium bovifimosum, 792 nucleotides long. Its product is annotated as nucleotide diphosphatase. Gene Ontology annotation, molecular function: nucleoside triphosphate diphosphatase activity. Lineage: Eukaryota; Fungi; Ascomycota; Eurotiomycetes; Eurotiales; Aspergillaceae. The record is from RefSeq and is a predicted model, not a curated record. The transcript has 2 exons. Bases 1 to 792 code for a protein of 263 amino acids.
AUGACAGACUCCAAAGAAGCCCUCCUCGCCCAAAUGGAAGGCAUUGACACCGCCGAGUCCGACCCACCCCCAGCCUACGACAAACCACCCCCAAAGUCCACUCGCGGGGCACCCCUCCCACGCCCACCACCCCUCAACCUCCCCGUCCUCAACAACCUCCGCAGCCGGCGCGUGAUCCUCGCCUCCCAAUCCCCACGCCGCAAACAAAUAAUCUCCUUCCUUGGCCUCCCCAACCUCGAAAUCAUCCCUUCAAACGCCGCCGAAGACCUCCCCAAAAGCCUCGGCGCCUUCGACUACGAAAUCAACAACGAAGACAAGGGCGAGCCGGCACUCAUCCUAGCCGCCGACACGGUCGUCGUCGAUCCCUCCACCGGAGCUAUUCUCGAAAAGCCCCGCUCGGAAGCACACCAUCUUGCUAUGCUGCGUUCGCUGCGCGACGUUCGCAAUCAUAAGGUCUUCACGGCGCUUGUGGCUAUGGCGCCGUUGGAUAGUGCGCGGGACCCCGGGUAUGCUAUUGAGACGAUGGUUGAGGAGACGGCUGUGAGGUUUGAUUCUGAGGUUACGGAUGAGUUGAUUAUGGCUUAUGUGAAGACGAGGGAGGGGGCGGAUAAGGCUGGUGGAUAUGGGUUGCAGGGCUUGGGUUCGAUCCUUGUUGAGAAGAUUGAUGGGAGUUAUGAUAAUGUUAUUGGGUUGCCGCUUAAGGCGACGCUCAAGGUUAUUGAGACUGUUAUGCAGAAGGCGGAUGAUGAUGGGGGGUUGCCUGGGGAUGGGGAGGAGAGUGAGGAGGAGUGA